UGGAUGCCCAUGCACGUCAGUACCUUCUCAGAAAACAGUAGUAAUCACGUAGUUGAACUCCAGUCACCUUAGUAGGGUAAAGAGCAACAUGAGUCUGAAAUCAAGGAGGCCGUGGACGACCGUUAUGUUCGGCAUCUUUCUCGGAUUCAUCGCGUCCUCUUGGCUUAUUGUACCUCAGGUUCUGGAAAGCAGAACGAAAAAAUCUCAGGUGUGCUUGUAUUACAGUGACUCUGUUGGUAAAGGUCCUAACACCCUCGGGAACACCGCAGCUGUCACAAACCAGGACAGUCCGCACUUCAGUCAGGAGGGGACUACAGUGAACUGUAGCGGAGAUACGGGGAAGUCCAUAAGCAGACCAAACAGUUUCCUCUAUGUCGGCGUGAUGACAGCGAAAAAAUAUCUGCGGUCUCGCGCCGUGGCUGCGUACAAGACGUGGGUGAGUUCCAUACCCGGGAAGGUAGAGUUCUUCUCCAGCGCUGGAUCUGAAACCGUCCACGUCCCCGUCCCGGUGGUGUCGCUGGCAGGUGUGGACGACUCCUAUCCGCCACAGAAGAAGUCGUUCAUGAUGCUGAAAUACAUCCACGACCACUACCUGGAUAAAUACGAGUGGUUCAUGCGGGCAGAUGAUGAUGUUUAUAUAAGAGGUGAGAAGCUGGAGUUGUUUCUGCGCUCACUAAACAGCAGUAAGCCACUUUACCUUGGCCAGACAGGCUUGGGCAUGGCUGAGGAGUUGGGCAGACUAGCCUUAGAGCCCGGAGAGAACUUCUGCAUGGGAGGACCUGGGAUGAUUUUCAGUCGAGAGGUGCUACGCAGGAUGGUCCCUCACAUCAGUACUUGUCUGAGGGAGAUGUACACCACCCAUGAAGAUGUGGAAGUGGGCCGCUGCGUGCGACGCUUUGGAGGAACACAGUGUGUGUGGUCUUAUGAGAUGCAGCAGCUCUUCUAUGAGAACUAUGAACACAACAAGAAAGGUUUCAUUGAAGAGCUUCAAAGUAGCAAGAUCCUCAAUGCCAUUACACUCCACCCCAACAAGAAGUCUGCCUACCAGUACCGACUCCACAGAUUCAUGCUGUGCCGUGAGAUCUCAAGGCUUCGUUACCGUACCAUCCUGCUCCACCGUGAAGGCCUGAUUAUGAGUUACCUCAGUGAUACAGAAGUACUGUGGGAAGAUCAACAGCUCGGGUCCCCACCAUCCUAUAUGCUCUAUCAGCCAAAUGAGAGAAAUGAUGUCAUUGAGUGGGAUUACCUGACUGGCCGGCAUAUUUACUCCGCUGUUGAGAACAAGAUGGCGCAGCACAGUCUUGGGAACUUGUUUCAGACUGCACUAAAAGACAUUAUACUCCAGGCCAUGGACAUGAUUAAUGAGAAUUCGAAAAUGCGUGGCCGUGUAAUUGACUUUAAAGAGAUACAGUAUGGCUACUACAGGGUGGAUCCAAUGCAUGGCGCAGAAUACAUCUUAGACUUACUGCUUCUGUACAAGAAGCAUAAGGGACGCAAAAUAACAGUGCCUGUGAGGCGGCAUGCUUAUCUUCAACAAUCCUUUAGCCGACCCUUCUUUACUGAAACUGAAGAAUUGGAUGUAGCUGAACUUCUGUCUGCCAUCAACUCUGAAUCCCAAUCCCUGUCUUUCCUAUCCAACUCUUUUCAGUCACAUUUCCUGGUGUAUGAAUCAACCAGGGAAAUGUGGGUGCAAAGCCAGACAAAGGUGAACAUCCUUGUCCCAUUAUUUGGUCGCUAUGACACCUUUGUCCACUUCAUGGAGAACUUUGAGAAAGAAUGUUUGAUACCCAAACAAAAUGUUAAGCUCUCCAUCAUUCUGGUGGACGAUGAGAUCAAUCAGAACAGAGGAAAGCACAUUAAGUUGAUCAAAAACUACUAUAGGAAGUAUCCCAAAGCUGACCUGUCCUUAAUCCCUAUGACAGGCAACUUUUCACGAGGACUGGCUCUGGAGCUGGGCUCCUCACAGCUUGAUAAUGACACUCUACUCUUCUUCUGUGAUGUUGAUCUCAUUUUUAAUGGUGAUGCCUUGCAACGCUGUAGAGACAAUGCUGUCCAAGGGACACAGGUCUAUUUCCCUGUAGUCUUUAGUCAGUACAACCCCAAGAUAGUGCAUUCUGGGAAGACCCCAAGAGAAAAUACAUUUGUGCUCACCAAGAAAAGUGGUUUUUGGCAAGAAUAUGGCUUUGGAAUCACCUGUGUUUUCAAGAGUGAUUUACUAAAAGCCAGAGGUUUUGACACCUCAAUCCUAGGCUGGGGAUUGGAAGAUGUAGACUUGUUCACAAAAGUUAUUAAUUCUGGUUUAAAAGUGUUACGCAGCCAAGAACCAGGAAUUGUCCACAUGUAUCAUCCUGUCCACUGCAACACAAGUCUUGAACAGAAGCAACAUAAAAUGUGCCUAAUGUCAAGAGCUAGUACAUUUGCAUCGACAAUGCAGCUUGCAGAGUUGUGGCUGGAGGAACACAGAACUUCAUCCUAACAUUCCCUACUGGACAAGUAGGUUUACCUCAGUUCUGCUUGAAUGCAAACAGUGACAGAACAGGACAGUGUCUAGGACUACUACACUCAAUCUGUUAGAAGCCUACGUAAAAGUAUCUACUACCUAAUCCAUUUCCAAACCAGCUGGGAAAACCACUGACUAAACACAAACUGCCAGGAAGUUGAUACAUUGGCAUUGUACUGUCACUUCAGCAUUACAGAUUCAUUGAUUUAUUGUUGACUGUGCCAAUGAUACACACAAAGAGCUUUGGGACCUUUAUUGCAUUUCCUUAGGGUGUGGGUUAGGGUUAACUUUAAUUCUGUACCAGUGUCUUUUUUUAAACAUGCAGAAAUGACCAAGGCUACUUUGGGGAGUACCAAGCUUGGUAAUUAAAAAUGACACGUAGAACAAGUUGUACCACCCAAAAUACCUAAAAGUAAAAAAUGUAUAUGAUAGAAAGGAUGUUGAAGAGUAUCCCCAAUGUGCUGCUUUAAUGUGGUGUAGGUUUCAAUAUCCAAAAGAAUAACUGCUUGUAACCCAGUUAACCUGUGAACUGAAUACUGGAUUAUGGAUGGCUGCUGUGCCAUGAGCAGCAUCGUCUGCUACAUUAUGCAAUCUGUAUGUGUUGGGAGAGAGUUGGGUCGCUUUAAUGCGCUAUCUCCCAGUAAUGUUUAACCCUAACCCUUAGAAAUUCUCUCCUGCUGUUCCCGCUAAGUUGAUUUCUGAAGUGCUACUGUACUAUGUUGUUUAACCUGCUGUUCAGUUAUUUCUCCAUUUACACUCUCAGGUGCAGUUUUUUCUCUUCUACCCCAUGAUAGCAAUCAUUUGUUUACCUUAUUUUUAUUAAAACUAAACCAAGGAAAUUCAGUUUACUACCAUGCUGAAUGUGCUUCCCGCCAUUACUGGAAAUGUAACUCUAGAAAUGUUUAUAAGGUGCAUAAAUUAUGGAAGUUGCUUAAAUCUUUGUUGAAUUUAAACAAAUGACUGUCAAGUUGAAAACAUAUAAAUUUGUCAGACACAUCCCUCCCAGUGCUGAGGUUUGAACUGAAGUGUAGAGUGAGAGGAUUUCUGAUGCCGUUUAGUGCACACAGAUCCCAUUAAAGUCACAGGCACAAACACCACAAAGCUUCAUUUUGGCCUCUGAUGUAGCACAUCAUGUUGUCAUAAUGUUAGGUUGACUAAAACUGACGGAACCAUGGUUGACUUGAAUGUUUGUACAUGGCUUAAGAAAGGUCACUUCCUCUGAUGUUACAUUGAGACAGUUGUGGUGCAUAUUCUAUUUGUCCCCUGUGUCAUUCAGUUCUACAGUAUCUUCUGAAGGACAUUGUUGAGCUAGGACGUUUUCUUAGCUAUUACUUAGUUAUCCAUCGACUGAAAUUAAUUCUCAUUAUAUUAGCUUUUUCUUACUGCCAUAGUUAUUAUAAUGUUUAUGCUUCUGUCUGCACCCACUGUCUAUUAUGAAAAGGAAUGAUCUGGUAAAUAAUAGCUGGAACAAACUUGUAAAACAGCUUUGAGUUAAGCAGCCACCUGGACAAAAAAUGUCCUUGAAUUACUUCAUACCAUAUUGUUCAGUUUUACCAGGAAAUCUUUGUUUUUUUUUUUCUUGUGACAAUUAUCAUAAUUAGAAACUCAGUCAGUGUAUCUUUGCUUUCAUCCUAAACAAGAAAGCUGAAUCCUACCCAAUUACAGACAAAAUGAGGGACCUCCGGGAGAACAUGUGCAAGAUGCACCUCCACAGUUGACAAACUAACAUGAUCUCAGCAGCAGAAUUUGGUCCUCUUUGGCCCUGCAUAAACCUGGCAUCAACACACGUCUUAGGUGACCAGAUCACAAAUGGGCAUUCAAGACACAUAGCCAUUCACAACUUUGCCUGGCGUUCAGUUGGCAUACAAAGUUUAUCUGUGGUUAUUAGAUUUGUUGUUCAAGGCAGCAACAUUUAACAUUAGUUGUGAAUGUAUCAGCACAUCUUAUUAAAAUAAAUGAUAGCCUGCUAAGCAUGAUAGCUAUCUUGUAUUUAGCGUUUAGCGUGUAUUUUAGGUUGUUCCUUGGUUAAUUCAAUCAUUACACAUAUAGUUUGUUAGACAGUGCAUCAGUAAAGGUUGAUAAGAUCAGCAGUACAAAUGUGGAUUAUCACAGUAAAAAGAAAGUAAAACUGUAGGCAGAUCAUCUCUAAACAUACUUUUCUGUUGAACUGAUGUAAAACC
This is a messenger RNA of Chelmon rostratus (copperband butterflyfish), 4680 nucleotides long. Its product is annotated as chondroitin sulfate synthase 3-like. The coding region runs from base 89 to 2476 and encodes 795 amino acids. Lineage: Eukaryota; Metazoa; Chordata; Actinopteri; Chaetodontiformes; Chaetodontidae. Gene Ontology annotation, cellular component: Golgi cisterna membrane. The record is from RefSeq and is a predicted model, not a curated record. The transcript is spliced from 3 exons. Gene Ontology annotation, molecular function: glucuronosyl-N-acetylgalactosaminyl-proteoglycan 4-beta-N-acetylgalactosaminyltransferase activity.